Molecule: messenger RNA, 3129 nt
Organism: Colletotrichum tamarilloi
Lineage: Eukaryota; Fungi; Ascomycota; Sordariomycetes; Glomerellales; Glomerellaceae
Product: fungal specific transcription factor domain-containing protein
Exons: 6
Coding region: 1-3129 (1042 amino acids)
Biological process (GO): DNA-templated transcription
Cellular component (GO): nucleus
Molecular function (GO): DNA binding; D-alanine-D-alanine ligase activity; zinc ion binding
Source: RefSeq, a predicted model, not a curated record
AUGGCGUCCGAGGCUGACAGCGGCUCCUUGCCCUCGGAGCGCCCCUACCGCUCCCACCUUCGCCCGGCCUACCUAGCCUGCCGGAAGCGCAAGUCCCGGUGUAAUGUCGACAAAAAUGGAGGAACAUGCUUGACUUGCCGAGCUCACGGAACACAAUGCGAGUUCCCACCGGCUCCUGGUGGAGCUUCGCCGCGGCCGAAGUCUGCUUGGAGAAACGCCCAAGCCCGUACAUCAAAGGACCUGGGCCACCGCCCGUCCCCGCCACCUCAGCCCCCGGCUCCGACGUUCUCCUCGGAGCCUCAGUACAAUGACCAGACGAACCAGCUUACGUUGGCCGAGGCAGACCGGCGUGUGUCAAAGUCCUCAGAUGGCCAUCCUCCCAUAUUCUCACCCCAGAACAAGCGGUACCCUGAGCCCAUUGGCGAUGGCGGCGAGGAUGAGGCACACAUUGUCGGACCAGCAGACAUUGAAGAUACUCAAGUCUUGUCCACGUACUUGUCAAAUGAUUCGUCUGGUUUGAACCGGGGUAGGAUAUCGGUGACGAGCCCACGGCAAGAGCACGGAGGUGGCUCGAGGAAACCCGUUGUCUUUACCACGGUGAGGAAGCAGCCUAUCGGUCUUCCUGACGACCGCAACCCAGCCUUCUUGAAAUGCCAGAUGAUUGAGAAACUUCUUGAGCCAAUGCUACCCGAUGUUGUCCAGCUCUUCUUUGAAAAGCCCAACCGUUGUUUCCCCUUGUUGGAUAGACAGUCCUUUGAGAAACGGUUCGCUGAGGACAGGAGGCACAUAUCGCCGGCCUUAUUGGCCUCGCUCUAUGCGCAUACAAUGACCUACUGGGCGCAGUCCCCCGAACUCGUCACUCAUCACCGGCCCGAUACCAGGUUCAUUUGGAAUCAGGCCAACGAUGCCCUUUACUCGGAAAUGCACCUUUCCCCAGGCAUCUCGACUUUGCUAGCCAUCCUUCUCAAUAUCGCCGGCCGGCCAUUGACUUCGAUUAUCGGAAACGGCCUUCAGCUUGGCUCCGCUAUCUCUCUAGCUCACUCACUCGGCUUAAACAGAGACUCUUCCGAUUGGGAUAUUCCAGAAGCCGAGAAGCUCCUGCGAACAAAGAUCUGGUGGGCCAUCUUUGUGUAUGAUAAGUGGUCGAGUCUGGCGUACGGCACGCCGCCGCAGCUCAGGAGCGGCCAGCACGAUGUCGCUCUUCCUACGGUAGAGCAGCUAUGCGGCUCGGCACCGAAUCCUGUCGACCACGAGGCAACGUCUGUAUACUUGGCAUUCGUCGCUCUGUCCCGUUUCCUUGACAGAUAUUUGGAGCGCAUAUAUGACCUAGAAAAGACCUCAACUACCGGUCCUUGGGACCUGGAGGUCUUGCUCACGCAGUGGGAAGACUCACUGGAUAACAAUAUAAGGCGGAGGAUCAUCCGCGGGGGCGAGAGUCUCGACAUACCAGGUUCAGCGAACCUACGUCUCGCGUAUCUCUACAUCAGGCUAUUGCUUCGGAAGUGGGAACUCGACGCCGAGAAGGCAGCCAACGCCGACCACACGUCUUCGAUCCCCAUGCGUUGCUAUCUUGAAGUACGACGGGCGGCCGAGGAGAUUGUGCUUCUGGUUCAAGAACUUAAAGAUCCCCAGCUUGGCGACUACUGGCUCCCGCUUCUCACCUUUGCAUUCACGUCCACCACCAAGUUCCUCCUCCGCUGCGCUUUAGAAACGGAGAACACCGUCAGCGGACUGGCGCAAAGUAUGUCGCUGAAGCUGGCACGCGAUCUCAUCAAUGCGCUGCAAAUUCAUCGCCAAAAAGCCUGGGACGUGGGAGACUUGUGCAUUGCGCAGUAUUCCGAGGUCAUUGAGAAACUUGCUACGUCCACAUCGAGCGCAGAAUUCUCCGAGCAGCCAGUCGAUAUGCCCGAGCUUCAAGAGUUCGUGUCGACAAGCGUGCCUGACAUUGAUGAGCUCUUCCCUAGUCUAUGGGAUAUGUUUGGCCAGCUGUUUGCCAUCACCUCACCCCGGAACUCAUCGAUAGACUCACAUAAGAUGGAGUCGAAAAGAGUCGCUGUGCUCUACCAAGCCAUAGAUCCUCCUAUCAUCAAUGGGGUGCGCAAGCCGAUGAAGCCUGGUGGAUACCGCGACUCAGGAGCCGAUAUCGCCUUCAACCUCCAAGGCAGCAAGUCUUUCAAUGCGGUCACUCCAGUUUCGACGCCCUCGCCAGAGAAAGAUACCGAGUGGUGCUUUCCGGAUACCGAAGAGGGGAUUCUAGACGCUAUCAAGAAGGGAGCAACUCAUCUCUGGGCCAACACAAUCUUAUUCGCAUCUCACCCACUACAAACUUCCACGUCCCUCGGAAGUGUCCAGGAUACACUCAAAGCGGUCGGGCAUGGGCCUCUUGUUGUUGAAAAGUACGAUGACAAGGAAUAUGUGAAUGAUUUGCUUCGCCGGAUCGGUGGCUUUACGAUGCCUCGCUCCUGGACAAUCCACUCCGACCCGGCAGUAGCAACAAAGAUCGAGCAGCUCCAAUUUCCGUUCCCGAUCGUCGCAAAACCCAUUCGCGGACGGGGAAGUCACGGCGUUCGAGUCUGCCAAAAUCUCGAGGAUCUCAUUGCCCACACCAAAGUCCUCUUCCAAGAGUCGCCGAGCAUCAUGCUGGAGGAAUACCUCUCUGGCGAAGAAGCCACCAUAACCGUGAUGCCGCCGAAUGGGGAGAAAACAGACUACUGGUCCUUGCCCAUCGUCACACGCUUCAAUCAUCAAGACGGGAUCGCUCCCUACAACGGCGUGGUAGCGGUCACUGCCAACUCGAGAGUGAUAACGGCAAAGGAGGAAGAGGACCCUGCGUAUGGACGGAUCGCGAGGGAGUGUGAGGCAGCAGCGAGGGCACUGGGCGUCGCAGCCCCCAUUCGUAUCGAUGUGCGACGAUUUUCUGAGAAGCCUGGAUCCGACUUUGCUCUAUUCGACGUAAACAUGAAGCCGAACAUGACCGGCCCUGGACGGCCUGGGCGGGAUGACCAGGCAAGUCUGACGCUUUUGGCAGCUGAGGCGCUGGGGUGGGACUACCCAGAGCUGUUGAGGCAGGUGUUGAACACAUCCUCGACCUUGAAGACACUGAGGGGAUUGAAGCCAAGAGAAAAUUAA